AUGCAACUCGUACCUAAGGAGCUUGAUAAGCUCGUCACCUCCCAGUUGGGGUUUCUUGCGCAGCGACGGCUUGCCAGAGGUGUCAAGCUGAACCAUGCGGAAGCUACCGCUUUGAUUGCUAGCAACUUACAAGAACUCAUACGUGAUGGAAGUCAUUCGGUUGCGGACCUUAUGUCCUUGGGAAAGACCAUGCUUGGACGCCGUCAUGUCCUCCCGUCCGUCGUGUCCAGCCUCUCUGAGCUGAUGGUUGAAGGAACUUUUCCUUCUGGGACGUAUCUAGUGACUGUCCACAAUCCCGUCAGUUCGGACGAUGGAAAUAUUGAAAGGGCUCUGUACGGCAGUUUCCUACCUGUUCCGUCAGAGGAUCUAUUCACGCUACCUGAUGCCUCGGAGCAAGACUGCUCGGAAUUGCCUGGUGCUGUGAUCACCGUUAAGGAUGGUAGGAUCGUAUUACUUGAAGGACGCAAGAGGAUUCGCCUGAAAGUCGUUAGCAAAGGGGAUAGGCCAAUACAGGUUGGUUCCCAUUAUCAUCUCGUUGAAGCAAAUCCACAGCUCGAGUUUGACCGGAUCAAAGCCUACGGAUACACACUUGACAUACCGGCGGGGACGUCAAUUCGCUUUGAACCGGGUGACACAAAGACGGUAACUUGCGUUGAGAUUGGGGGCAAGAGGAUCAUUUCUGGCGGAAAUUGCAUUGCUCCUGGUAUCGUAGACAUGUCAAAGAAAGAUGCCAUUCUCCGGACAAUCGAAAAUGCAAAUUUCGCGCACAAGGACGAGCCAGAUGCAGAACUUGAUUCACUCGACCCUUACACUAUGACUCGUGAGGCAUAUUGCGGAAUGUUUGGUCCUACAGUUGGGGAUCUCGUCAGGUUAGGAGCUACAGAUCUAUGGGUCAUGGUCGAAAAGGAUCUCAUCUUGCACGGCGACGAAUGCAAAUUUGGUGGGGGGAAGACGCUACGAGAAGGAAUGGGCCAGGCUAGUGGUCGUACGGAUGCCGAUACUCUUGACACGGUUAUCACCAAUGCCCUGGUAAUUGACUGGACGGGCAUUCUUAAAGCCGAUAUAGGGAUCAAGCAUGGCAUCAUUGUGGGCAUUGGAAAGGCCGGAAAUCCAGAUGUGAUGGACGGAGUUGAUGCUGCAAUGAUUGUUGGCUCGUGUACCGACGUAAUUGCAGGGGAAGGUAAAAUCAUAACCGCUGGUGGGCUCGACACGCAUAUACACUUCAUCUGUCCUCAGCAGGCUCAUGAGGCUGUGGCCUCUGGCGUUACUACCAUGCUCGGAGGAGGCACUGGACCGAGCGCUGGCACGAGUGCAACAACGUGCACACCAGGAAAAUUGCACAUCAAGCAAAUGCUCAAGGCUUGUGAUGAGUUGCCAGUCAAUUUUGGGAUUACUGGCAAGGGCAAUGACAGUGGCCACCAAGCUCUGCAAGAACAAUGCGUAGCUGGCGCCGCCGGUCUCAAGUUACAUGAAGAUUGGGGCAGCACUCCUGCGGCCAUUGACACUUGCCUUGAUGUUUGUGACGAGCAUGAUGUUCAGUGCCUCAUCCACACCGACACCUUGAACGAGUCUGGUUUCGUAGAGCAGACUAUCCAGGCUUUCAAGGACAGGACGAUCCACACAUAUCAUACAGAGGGUGCGGGAGGUGGUCAUGCCCCAGACAUCAUUUCUGUUGUCGAACACAAGAACGUGCUUCCAAGCAGCACUAAUCCUACACGGCCAUACACACACAACACCCUUGAUGAGCAUUUGGACAUGCUGAUGGUAUGCCACCACCUAUCGAAGGGCAUACCUGAAGAUGUGGCCUUUGCCGAGUCUCGAAUUCGGGCAGAGACGAUUGCAGCGGAAGACGUCCUGCAUGAUUUAGGUGCUAUCAGUAUGAUGUCUUCCGAUUCACAGGCCAUGGGCCGAUGCGGUGAAGUGAUCCUGCGAACUUGGAAUACUGCUCACAAGAACAAAUUGCAGCGCGGUCAGCUGAAGGAAGAUGAAGGAACAGGGGCCGAUAAUUUCAGGGUCAAGCGAUAUGUCAGCAAGUACACCAUCAAUCCGGCAAUUGCCCAAGGUAUGAGCCAUGUGAUCGGCAGUGUUGAGGUCGGAAAGCUGGCAGACCUAGUCCUCUGGACACCAGCAAAUUUCGGCACCAAGCCUACUAUGGUUGUUAAAGGCGGCAUGAUCUCGCAUAUGCAAAUGGGUGACCCAAAUGCUUCUAUACCGACCGUAGAACCAAUCGUCAUGCGUCCAAUGUUUGCAACCCUCGUACCCUCUACGUCCCUCACAUUUGUAUCAAAUGCAUCAAUCACCACAGGGACAAUAGCAUCGUACAAUCUGAAAAAGAGAGUUGAAGCAGUGAAAAACUGUAGGAAAAUCAGUAAGCUGGACAUGAAGUUUAAUGAUGCCAUGCCAAAGAUGAAAGUCAACGCUGAAACAUACAUCGUGGAGGCGGAUACUAUGGUGUGCAAGGCAGAACCAGCAAUGCAGCUGCCGCUGACCCAGGGGUAUUACGUCUUUUGA
This is a messenger RNA of Bacidia gigantensis, 2511 nucleotides long. RefSeq names its product Urease (gene URE1). Gene Ontology annotation, molecular function: urease activity; nickel cation binding. Gene Ontology annotation, cellular component: urease complex. The record is from RefSeq and is a predicted model, not a curated record. The transcript is spliced from 8 exons. Gene Ontology annotation, biological process: urea catabolic process. The coding region runs from base 1 to 2511 and encodes 836 amino acids. NCBI's taxonomy places the organism in Eukaryota, Fungi, Ascomycota, Lecanoromycetes, Lecanorales, Ramalinaceae.